UCAACUAAAAAUGGUUGUAUUUAGUUUUUAGUGAUAAUGUUUAUAAAUAAAGACGAAAAUGAAGUGCAACUAUUUCCAAUAAAGAUUUACUUAUUAAAAGCGGACGAUUCAAACGAAUCAACUACAGUCAAUGUUAAAGACGAUGCUACUGUUUCUGAUGUAAUAGAAUCUGCUUUAGAAAAUUUUUCUAUUGUUUUGUCUGCUGAAGAUUUUCAGUUAUGUGAAAUUUUCAAUGAAAGUGGAGUUUUUCCUAAUGACUUGGAUACUGUAAUAGAAAAAGGAAGGAUUUUACUUUACUCAGAGUAUCCGGUAAAAACUGUUCAAGAUUGGGGCAAAAAUAUAUUAGAAAAUGAAAAACUUUUUUUUAAAACUUCCAAAGAAGUUGUUGAAGCAUAUAGAAUAUGUCUAAUACCAAAAAAAACAGAAUCUUGUUUAGAAGUUACUGAUAUUAAAGUCAGAUGGCUAGAUGGUUUAAACUCUAAGUUGCUACCUGAGGAAUGGCAUUUUGAUCCUUACUUUAGAGAUGAAAUAGAGGACUUAGUUAAUUUGCCUAUUUUAAAUGAGAAAGUUAUUCUAGAAGAACUUUGUAAACGAUUUUGCUUAGGUCGUAUAUACACAUAUAUUGGUGGAAUAUUAAUUGCUAUCAAUCCAUUUAAGUACUUUCCUAUUUACAACCCUAAAUAUGUUAAGGCUUAUCAGCAUAAGAAACUUGGUGAAUUACCACCUCAUGUUUUUGCUAUUGCUGAUUGUGCAUAUGAUAAUAUGCUUAAAGAUAGACAUGACCAAUGUAUUGUAAUAUCAGGUGAGAGUGGUAGUGGAAAAACUGAAAGCACCAAACUUAUUCUUCAUCACUUGACAGCACUAAGCCAUAAAACAAAAGCAACACUUUUGGAAAGAACUAUAUUAGCUGCUGGACCAGUGUUAGAGGCUUUCGGAAAUGCAAAAACCUGUCACAACAAUAAUUCUAGUAGAUUUGGAAAGUUUACUCAAAUCAAUUAUAGAGCUGAUGGUGUAGUGUGUGGGGCUGUGCAGAAGAAAUACUUGUUAGAAAAAUCUCGAAUUGUUUCACAGGCAGUAAAUGAGCGCAAUUAUCAUGUGUUUUAUUAUUUACUUGCUGGUGCAUCAGAGCAAGAAAAAGAGAUACUUUCUUUGCAAAAUGCACAGAGUUAUCAUUACUUAAAUCAGACUUCAUGCUAUCAAAUAGAAAAUGUAGAUGAAAAGUAUGAAUUUGCUCGUUUGAAACAUGCAAUAAAAAAUCUUGGAAUUAGUAGCAAGACACAGCUCAGGAUGUUUUCUGUACUAUCUGCCGUGCUUCACAUUGGAAACAUUAGAUUUAAAAAGCUUGGUCUCAAUGAGGAAGCAGUAUGUGUUGAAGAUGAUAGUCUUAUUGAUACAAUAUCAAAGCUUUUGCAGGUUGAAAAGCAAGACUUGGUCCAGGCGCUCACUCUUCGUAAAACAAUUACAAGAGGUGAAGAGUAUAUAAGAUUUUACAGACUAGAAGAAGCUGCUGCCACCAGAGAUGCAAUGGCUAAGUGUCUUUAUGCUUCAUUGUUCGACUGGAUUGUUCUGCAGACAAAUCACAUCCUAUUGAACAGACAAGGAAAGAAGAAUGACCAAAAGGCUUUUUCCAUUGGAGUGUUGGACAUUUUUGGGUUUGAAGACUUUGAACACAAUAGUUUUGAACAGUUUUGUAUUAACUUGGCCAAUGAAAAUUUGCAGCAUUACCUCACUCAACACAUUUUUAAGAUUCGACAGGAUGAGUAUACAACAGAAGGACUAAUGUGGGAUCAUGUUGAUUAUGUUGAUAACUUAACAUGUUUGAAUUUAAUUGUUAAGAAACCAACUGGUUUGAUACAUCUAUUAGAUGAAGAAUGCAGUUUGACAAUUGGAACAGAUAAAAGUCUGCUUGAUAAGUUUAACAAGCAUCAUGGAGGAAAUCCGUUUUAUGAGAUGCCACCAACACGAGAACCAGUGUUCAGUAUCAUUCACUAUGCUGGUACUGUGAAAUAUAAAAUUAAGCAUUUUCGUGCUAAAAACCAAGACUUGAUACGUAGUGACAUUACAACAACCUUCAAAAACAGCAGAAUGUUGUUUAUGAGAGAGUUGAUGGGUUCUGAUCCUGUUGCCUGCUUUUAUUGGGCUGUUCUUCGUCAUAUCUUUAAGGUUGUUUUUUUCUUAAGAAGAUGUACAGAGUUGAGAUCUCAAGGAAAAGGCUCCAAAAAUAGCGAUUUUAAACAGAAAACAGGAAAUUCGAUUACUGACAUGACACCACCCAACAGGCGAAAAUUUUUGUUGAAAAAAAUGUCAGAAGCAGCACCUGAAUAUGAGUCUGAUAAUUUAAUAAGACAAGCCAACAAAGUUAUGAACAGGAGAGUGUUUUCAAUGGCUAAGAAUUACCAGAAUCCCUCAAAAGUUCGAUCUGCCCUUGAAGUUAAAAGGACUAUAUCUGGUGGUAUGACAGAAACUCUGAGACGGGGUAGUUCAAAGGCUCCUCCAACAGUUGUUGCACAAUUUCAGUCAUCUCUUCAAGAGCUAAUGGAUACUCUUAAUCAAUCUCAUCCGCUUUUUGUUCGAUGUGUUCGUUCUAAUGCAAAAAAGGCUCCUCUUGAAUUUGAUGCAGAGCUUAUACUGAGACAACUGAGAUAUACAGGAAUGUUGGAAACAGUAAAGAUAAGACAGGCUGGUUAUUCAGUGCGUUUGCCGUUUGAGGACUUUGUGAAGCAGUUCAAGGUUUUGUUUCCUGCUAACAUUAGUACUUCUUCUAGCAGUGGAGAGUUAACAAUUCUUCUUGUAAAACUUGGUUUGAAUCCUGGAGACUUUCAAAUUGGGGCUACUAAAGUUUUUAUGCGUGAAAAUCAGUACCAGCUGAUGAGGUUUUUACUUCAAAAGAAAUGUGAUGACAGUGCCACAAAAAUUCAAAAGUGGUACUUGGCAUGUUAUCAGCGAAGACUCUUCUUACAAAUGGUUAAAGCUGUUAUAGAGAUUCAAAAAAUAUGGAGGGGUUAUCAGGGCAGAAAAUUUUACAAUGAAUACAAAUUACGCAACAUGGCAGCUUUACAUAUUGUUGAAUUUUGGAAAUAUCACAAAAUUAAAAGGCAAACUGGAACUUAUUUUAUGCAGUAUAAAAAAGCAGUCGUUACUAUACAAAGUGCUUGGAGAGGAUAUUCAGCUAGGAAAAAAAUAAAAAUUCUAAAACUAGAAGAUAAAGAACACCGUGAAAUUGUCAAUCUUUUUGUUUCAUCGCCAAAACAACCACCACUUGAAGCCGUUACACAAGAAACAGUUACAAAAGAACCAGUCUUACAUAAAAACUCUGACGGCGUGCCCUAUUCUUCACAUAGGAGUAGACAACAAGAAAAAUCAGAAAGCUUGCUUAAAGAAGCUUUUAAAGAUACCAUCUUUAAUGAACAAACUACAAAUGAUUCUGAUGACCAAGAAAAGUAUGACACAAACACUCCAGAAAUUACUUUUGAACCUAAUCACAUAGGACAUUUUGAUUCUGUUAACAAACCAGAAAUAAUUCAACACUUGCAAACUUCUAAAACAAAAUCAACUCCUGUAAAGAUGAGACAUGAUAAUAGGUUGCGAGUUGAUGAUUUACACGAUCAUAACUUUAAACAGAAGAUUUUGCGACGUUUAUCAUUUUCUGCUAAAGACAAACUUAAAGUAACUCCUAAGAUUGUAAAAGAGGAUGGUGAUAAUGAUUUUGAAAUUAUAACAGUUCCUGUACUUGACUUAUUAGAGCAUACAAAAAAAGGAACUACACCUAAUACUCCAAAAACAACUUUUGGUGUGUUCUUGAGUAAUCUUCAACGUAGGGGAUCGAAGCGAGAUUCUUUAGCUAAAGAAAAAAACCGACGUUCAGUUCAUCUUGAAAAUGUUAUCAAUGGUCAAUUGGAGUUAGAGGCAUUCAAUGAGUUUUUAAUGAGCAAGGUAACAGCUAUGAAUAGAGCUGAUAAUACAAAAAGUAACUCUGAAGCAGAUACUCUUUUUAAAAAUGGGUUGCAUAUAUAUCAUGGCAAAUUAUUACUUACAUAUGCAAAUGCUGUACAGUCAAACAAGGAAUUUUCUCUGAAUGAUCAUGACCUGGUUUUUGGAUUCCAACUUGCUCUUGAAAGUAUACAAGAUAUGAAAGUUUCUAAAGAGUUUUCUGUAAUGGGGCGUAAUCUUUUUCAAGGAAUUAUUGAGGAAUUUGUCAAACAAAAAGAAAAGUUGUUGCUGAAAAAGAAACAUCGCAAACCUAUAAAAAGGAAUAGAAGAAAAACAUCUGAAUAUAUUGAUCAUAAUGGUCAUCUUUAUUCAUGGCAAAGUUUUAAUAUUCAAACUUACUGCGAGUUCUGUAACUCGUUUAUUUAUGAAAGAGGUUUAUUAUGUCAAGCUUGUUCAUUUACAUGUCACAAAAAGUGUUAUAUAAAGUAUUCGAAAACAUGCAAAGGGCGGCGUCCUUCAGUGUGUGGUCCCUCUUCUCUUUUUGGAACUGAUCUCUCUGAAAUUACUAGCAACAACAAUCCAAUACCAGAAGCCAUUUUAAAAUUAAUUGAAGAAAUAGAAAAAAGAGGUUUAUAUGUGGAAGGGCUGUACAGAAAACCAGGACCUCAAGCUGCUAUAAAUAAUUUAAAAAGUGUUCUAACAAGUAAAGAUGCUGAAGACUUGAUUUUUGAAGAUGAAAAACCACAUACGUUAGCUUCACUUUUAAAACUGUUCUUCAGACAAUUACCAAAACCAGUUGUUUGUGAAGACUUCUACGAAGAUUUUCUUCGAUCAACAGAUUUAAAAAAGGCAAAAGAUACUCAGGCAACAUUGUAUGAAUUAAUACAAAGGUUUCCUAAAGCCAACAAAGAGCUUUUAGAACGAGUUAUCAUACAUUUGUCAAGAGUUGCAAUGUAUGAGGAUACCAAUAAGAUGUCACCAAAUGCGUUAGCUAUUAUUUGGGCUCCAUGUUUAAUGCGCCCUCCAUCAGAUACUGAUCCUCUUGAAACAAUUCAACAGCUUUCUAAACAAACAAAAUGUAUCGAAAUUUUAAUACAAGUCCAAGUUACCACAAGACGUGACAUGGUAGAGGACAUCAGUGUUUUAGACCGAGCAGCAAGUUCUGUAGAAAGGAGAUUAGAAGAAAUUAAAGAAAAUCAAAUGAAUGAUGAAUCGAUUGAUGGCAGAAUGCAGAUAAACAAUGAAGAACUUCAAAUGCUUGAGCUGGAAAUAUCUUCUAUGGAUGCUGAAAGGCGAAGAUUAACCAACAAUCUUUCAACUAUGGAACCAAGUAAAUCUCAAUCCCUUAACUCUCUUGAUGAGCUAUCUGAUUUUGAAGUUUUGGGAGAGAGCUCUGAAGAUAUUUCAUCAGUUUCAUCGAAUCAAAAGAAAACGAACAAUAUGCUACGUUUUAAAUUCAUAAGUGGCGUAGAUUACGAUUCAUCAUUUGACGAUGUGUUUUCGACCAAUAAACGUAAUUCAUACAGUGAUAAAGAUUACAAAAGAGGAAUUAGCGAUACUAGGUCCAGUGAAAGCGAUAAUAACAAAGGAUUAUCUUCAUCUAUAAACGAACUAAAACGUCCAUCUUACAAAAAAAAGACAAGUAUAAAAAAUAAAAAGAAUUUCUUUACGAAAGCAGGAGAAGACGAUUUUGUGUUUGAAAAUGAUUAAGUUAUUUCUUAUAUUUUUGUAUUCCUGACAAAUUAUACAGAAAUGUAUGUAUCGAUACUUUCGUGUCCAUGUAAAAUGACACAAAGGUAUUUGGAUUUAUACUUGUGUACUACUACAACUGCUACAUGCUUGUUUGCAUUAAAAUUUUAAAACUUCAAAGAAGCAAGUUUAUUUGAGAUCAUGACCAGAACUCAAAUAUUAUUUUAAGAUUUUAAUGUUAUUAUUAUUCGAGUAAGAACUUUGCUCUUCCGUUUUUACACAGCUUUCAUUACUUUUUUUUUUUUUUUUUUUUUUUUUUUUUUAAUUUUGUUUGAAACUAUUUCUAUUUACUCUUAUCGAGUUUUAUCAGCCAUAGAGACAAGUUAUUUUAUGACAAUUUUUUAUAUUAGAGAAAUGAUAUAUGAGAGAGCGUUUGCAUUGUUUUUAAUGUAAUUUAUUCAUUUUCAUAGACCUACUUUAAGGUUUUAUAAAGCUUCUUAAAGGUUUUGCAAAGUAUUAUUCGGAAAUCAAGUUUUAAAAAUGUGGAACACUUUCAUUAAUAAAUCGCUCAAUUGUGAUUCAAAUUGUUUUACAUAAUUUUGCCGACAAGUUAAACCUCAUGAUUUAAAAGCAUGUUAACGUAAUAUUAUACACGUUAUUUUUAUUCAUAUGUAGUAUCAUAUUUUUUUAUAAAAACUGAUACUUUUAUCAAGGCGCGAAUUUUUUAUUAUUUUUAUUUUGUAAUUAUUGAAGACGAUGUAGUCUAACGUCGUAAAUUGACAUAAUUAUUGUAAAUUAUUUUGGAUAUUUCUAAUUGUUCGUUUUCAGAUGUCUGUUUAAA
Hydra vulgaris (swiftwater hydra) is the source of this 6460-nucleotide messenger RNA. RefSeq names its product unconventional myosin-IXa. The record is from RefSeq and is a predicted model, not a curated record. NCBI's taxonomy places the organism in Eukaryota, Metazoa, Cnidaria, Hydrozoa, Anthoathecata, Hydridae. Gene Ontology annotation, cellular component: actin filament; myosin complex. Gene Ontology annotation, biological process: intracellular signal transduction. Gene Ontology annotation, molecular function: ATP binding; GTPase activator activity; microfilament motor activity.